AGGCAGGCAGGGCUGCAGUCAACGGCAGGCAGGAUGUUGCGGCUUCGCUGUAAGACCAAAAAUGGGAGCCACAUUAUGCAAGGCUUGACCCAUCAGUCCUGUGUGCAGGAGCUGAAGAGUAAGGUGGAGGAGCUAACUGGUAUCCCCUGUGAUGUGCAGAAAAUUAUGGUUGGUUACCCACCCUCAAGCCUUGAUCUCCGAAAUGGAGACGCUCACCUCAAGGACUACCCCAUCAAAUCUGGAGACACACUCAUCGUGGAAGAGGAAAAAAACAAGCCAAAGCCUCAGGAUCACCCCAUUGUGACGAAAACGCCACGCCUGGAAGCCUCACCUGUGCUGGCACGUCGAGUGGUCCCAGCUGACAACUCCUGCCUCUUCACUAGUGUUUAUUAUGUGGUGGAAGGGGGUGUGUAUGAUCCCGCUUGUGCCCCAGAGAUGCGAGGCCUCAUUGCCCAGAUAGUGUCGAGUGACCCGGCAGCCUACUCUGAAGCGGUGCUGGGAAAAACCAAUGAGGACUACUGCACCUGGAUAAGACGCGAUGACACCUGGGGAGGAGCCAUCGAGGUGUCCAUCCUGUCCAAGUUUUACCAAUGUGAGAUCUGUGUGGUGGACACUCAGACAGUCAGAGUGGAUAGAUUUGGGGAGGAUGCUGGCUACCACAAACGUGUGUUGCUGAUCUAUGAUGGAAUCCACUACGACCCACUGCAGAGAGAGAUCCCCGGCUCUGACGCCCCGCCCCAGACUAUCUUCUCUACCACGGACGACGUAAUCCUGGCCCAGGCCCUCGAGCUGGCAGACGAGGCUCGCCGUAAGCGGCAGUUCACAGACGUUAACCGCUUUGCAUUGCGCUGCAUGGUGUGCCAGACGGGCCUGGUGGGACAAAAGGAAGCUCGCGAGCAUGCCAAGGAAACGGGCCACACCAAUUUUGGCGAAGUGUGAAAGUUGUCUUGUGUUCUCUCUCUCUCACAAAUACAACCACCACCAACCCCGUGCCCCUCGUCUGGCAACUCCGUUGGUCUGUCUGCUUGUGUGAUCCUCUACCUCACAUUAUCCAGCGACAUCUUUGGAGAAUCUGCAGACACUGUGUUCAGCCUCUAACCUGUUCAGUAUUACUCUAAACUGCUGUCAGUUCUUAAAGUCCGAAACACUACUGCAGUGCUCUGAUGUCAUUAAACCAUCAUGUAGGUCUAUGUAGGGAUGGUUUUGAAUCUGUUUUACUGGGUCAAGUAAAAUAUGCAAACAAUUCUUAGGAUUUGUUUUGAUUUCUCAUUAGCUGGGUUGUACUGACAUCAACCAAAUGGCGACUGAUGUGUUGAUUAGAAGAUGCACCAACUUGCCAUGACGUAACCCGUGGCUAAUUAAACUUAUGUGUGAUAAAACACCACUGUAUGGCUCUACAAAGAGUUUAAAACAACCACUAAGAAUUAUUUGCACUGUGAUGUGAUCCCAUUCACUGUUGUCUUAAAUGCAGCACACCAAGUUUGACUGUUAUUCAUCAUGUUGGUUAUGUAGCAUGUUUUUUUAUUUCCUUUGUGGGCAGAUUUUAGAAAUUCUUCCAAUACUGCGAUAAUUUGGUGAGCUUCAGAUGUCAGAAUUGUUAAGUACAGAUAGCUUAUGUUAAUGCUAAGCUGGAUUAAUCUAUAUAAAAUUGUGCUCGUUGUGACAUCCCUAGGGUUGGGCAAUUGGGCCAAAAGAUCAUAUGAUGAGGUUUUAGGGUAGAAUCUCGAUUCUCAAUCUGAAUCACAAUUCUCCCCACUGAUUUAGCUGAACUUAAGCGAUCUCAUCAUCAGUUUUGUAUAUGGUUUUAAUUUGGCAUAUGAUCUGCUUUUCACAGGAGUCAUACAGAUCAUGUCAUCAAGGGUGCUAUGUGUAGUAUUUUGUUUAGAAAGUUAAGUCUCAGCUAGCCCCAGUCCGUGCUGCCUCUUGUUUGCCUGCCUGCAGGCUGCUAGAUCGCUGUUGUGGUGAUCCUUAGCUGCCUCCCCACUGAAUCUUGUCCUGCAGACAGACUCCACCUCCUCUGUCUUGGACUGCAGCUGGCUGAUCACAAGUAAAAAUUGUGGCAUCCUUGUUCUGCUCUGCAGCCUCGGUGAGCUUGACAUAGCAGCAUACAAACCAGUUCUGCACCUGCCGCAGGUUCUGGUUGGAGUGGCCUACCGUCACUAGCUGCAGUCUGAGACAAUGGAGAUGGAGUCCAUCUGUUCAAAGACUUCGUGGGCCACCACUACAGUGACCUGGCCAUCAUGACCCUUUAAUGAUGCGAUUUGUAUGAUUCCCCAGAGAAAAAGAUCAUCGCCUAAUUAAAAUCAUCCACAACAUAAGAUCAUCAGAUUGCCCACCCCUAGACAUCCCUUUGAAUUCAUUGCGCUGUGGCCAUUAAGAUUGACGUUAAGCAUCUUGAAAUACAGUAUCAUAUGGCAAAUUGUGUUCCAAAAUUAGCCUAAUGAUGUAUAUGGACUUUACUACUACUUUUUGUUUUUUGAUGUUGCAACAUAAUUUAUAGUGAGUUUGUUUUAAAUUUCACAAAAAGAAAUUUAAGUAAUGGUGCUGUAAACAAAACAUUAUACAAAAUCUGUAGCUGCAGUGUUUCUCAUCAUGGGUACGACAGGUUUUCAGGUGUGUAAUUUUUAAUUCUAGCGAGCAAGUUUCAAAUGUCCUCAUGCUGUAAGAACUCAUUUUCAAUUUUUUAUUUUUUUUCAUUUAAAUUGCUGCACAUUGCAAAAAAACCUUUCAAGUGUGAUGGUGUUUGUCUGGGCGUAACAGAUCAAGGCAACAGGCGUGGUGUAUUGACUAGAAAUCUGAAGUGAGUGUGAGGCAAACUGUAUGAGAUCCAGCCUGCCCACUUAAUGCAUUUACUGUUCAGGUACAGUCCAUGGAUCAUGUCGUUUGCUAAUCGGCAUUAACCAUUUACCUUGUCAUCGCAGAUUUGUAGCUCUAAGUUGGGUGUGCUACAUGUGGCCUCUACGUAAAGGCACAUUUUGGUUUAAUAUGUAGUGCAUGUUGUCCAAAAGCUGCCACUCUGUUCCACUGUAUGUUUUGCACAACUGGAGCAUGUUCUCACAUUUUGAGGUAAAUUCAGGCAUCAUCUCUAUGCUAAUUCCUUUGAUGCACACUGCCUACAAGGAUGAAGCAUGCACUUAUCUAUGUCAAAUAUCAGGUCAAAUAAUGCUUAAUUGGAGAGGAUGGAGGAUAAUCAUGGAUUAGUUGUUUUUAUUUUUAAAAUCAAAGCCCAUUUCAUUGUGGCCUCACAUCGAGCAGAAGCAGUUAUUCUGUUUUACAGAUCUUUCAUGGCAAUAUUUGUCCUGAGUUGUUGCCAAAAAACAAUAAGCUUGACGUUAGAAGGCUUGAGUGGAGCUUUUUUCAGAAUUUCUCUGGUUCAGACUCAGAUAAGUGGUAAAAUUAAAUGACAGGGAAAGCAAAAAUGUCCGUUUUUUUUUUCUUUUUUUUUUUGAAUGUGAAUUGCUAUGAUUUUUUUUCCUCAUCUGUUACCGUAGGUAGUUGCUAUGAUUUUAACAGUGAUCAUGGAUUAAUCAGCUUGCAUAAAGGUGAAACUAUGAAAUGGCUUUGUUGUAUUUUGUAUUUACUAAGUUCUCAUGACUAACAAUAACAAUGAAUGUUGCACACAAAGCACUACAGAAAAACUGGAUUUACUUGAUUUUUUUCAGUGUUGUCACAAAUAAAAGUUAUAGCCAGCA
Molecule: messenger RNA, 3692 nt
Organism: Stegastes partitus (bicolor damselfish)
Lineage: Eukaryota; Metazoa; Chordata; Actinopteri; Pomacentridae
Gene: yod1
Product: YOD1 deubiquitinase
Exons: 3
Coding region: 34-939 (301 amino acids)
Biological process (GO): ERAD pathway; endoplasmic reticulum unfolded protein response; protein deubiquitination
Cellular component (GO): nucleus; cytosol
Molecular function (GO): protein binding; cysteine-type deubiquitinase activity
Source: RefSeq, a predicted model, not a curated record